AGCGCCCUUCACUUGCCUCCCGCGGGCUGGGAGAGUGAACGCCGCGCUGCUUUAAAAGUUAGGCCAGCGGCCGAGGCAGUGAUCAGCCGGGACAGGCCCUCGCCUGCGAUCUCGGCGGCGCUAGGGCUCCCCGGCCUCUCUUCAGUCCCGGCGGAGAAGCGAAAGCGGAUCGUCCUCUGUUGGGCCGCCCCCUCCUCCGCGGCUCUGCACGCUCCUCCCCGAGCACCCACUCGCCCGGCCCGGGCAGGCAGCGGCGGCCGCGCGGCGCGCCCCGCGAGGAUGUUUGCCACCGGGCUGGCCCCUUUCUACGCUUCCAACUUUAGCCUCUGGUCGGCCACUUAUUGCUCCUCGGCCGGCCCGGGCGGCUGCUCCUUCCCCCUGGACCCCACUGCGGUCAAGAAGCCCUCCUUCUGCAUCGCAGACAUCCUGCAAGCCGGCGUUGGGGAACCAGGGGCGGCCCCAGAGGGCCUGGCAGGGGCCUCGGCCGCCGCUCUCACCGCACACUUGGGCUUGGUUCACCCGCACGUCUCUUUCCAAGCUGCCACCAGGUCCCCGCUUCGACCCACCCCUGUAGUGGCGCCCUCGGAACUCCCGGCUGGCUUCCCGCAGCGUCUGUCUCCGCUUUCAGCCGCUUACCACCCCCAUCACCCGCAGCAGCAACAGUCGCAGCAGCAACAGUCGCAGCAGCAACAGCCUCCUCCUCCAGCCCGGGCCAGCGCCCUGCAGCCCCAGGCCUCGGGGGUGCGCAUGGUCCCGAACCCCCACCCCAGCGGCUCGGCCCCGGCGCCCUCCAGCAAGGACCUCAAAUUUGGAAUUGACCGCAUUUUAUCUGCAGAAUUUGACCCAAAAGUCAAGGAAGGCAACACGUUAAGAGAUCUCACAUCCCUGCUAACCGGUGGGCGGCCUGCAGGGAUGCACCUCCCGGGCCUGCAGCCCUCCGCCGGCCAGUUCUUCGCGUCUCUAGAUCCCAUCAACGAGGCUUCUGCCAUCCUGAGUCCCUUAAGCUCCAACACGAGAAAUUCAGUUCAGCAUCAGUUUCAGGAUACGUUUCCAGGCCCCUAUGCCGUGCUCACCAAGGAUACCAUGCCACAGACCUACAAGAGGAAGCGCUCAUGGUCACGCGCUGUCUUCUCCAACCUGCAGAGGAAAGGCCUGGAAAAAAGGUUUGAGAUCCAGAAGUAUGUGACCAAGCCGGAUCGAAAGCAGCUGGCAGCAAUGCUGGGCCUCACUGAUGCACAGGUGAAGGUGUGGUUCCAGAACCGGCGGAUGAAGUGGCGGCAUUCCAAGGAGGCCCAGGCCCAGAAAGACAAGGACAAAGAGGCAGCUGAAAAGCCAUCAGGUGGAACCUCGGCUUUCGACGGAGAGCAGGACGAGAGGAGCCCCAGCCGUUCGGAGGGUGAGGCUGAGAGCGAGAGCAGCGACUCCGAGUCCCUGGACAUGGCCCCCAGCGACACCGAGCGAACUGAGGGCGCUGAGCGAUCUCUGCAUCAAACAACCGUUAUCAAGGCCUCGGCCACCGGCGUCCUCGUCACCACAAGCAGCGGCGGAAGCAGCGGCAGCGGCAGCAGUUUUAGUUUCAACAGCAGCCUCAGUAGUAGCAGCACCAGCGCGAGUAGCGCCAGCAGCCUUGGCAGCAGCGGCAGCCUCUCGGAGCUGCCCUCCGCGCCUCAGCCCACCCUCAGCAAUGCUCCCCAAAGCCCUGAGCCGGCCUCAGCGCCGCUAGGCGGCCUAUAG
Orycteropus afer afer is the source of this 1734-nucleotide messenger RNA. RefSeq names its product H2.0 like homeobox (gene HLX). NCBI's taxonomy places the organism in Eukaryota, Metazoa, Chordata, Mammalia, Tubulidentata, Orycteropodidae. Gene Ontology annotation, biological process: regulation of DNA-templated transcription. Gene Ontology annotation, molecular function: DNA-binding transcription factor activity, RNA polymerase II-specific; sequence-specific DNA binding. The record is from RefSeq and is a predicted model, not a curated record.